UUUGCCGAGGUAGCAAAACAUCCGCAGUGCCGCUCGCUGGUCUGUCAGCGAGCAUGAAAACAACUUUAUUUUCUUUCUUUUUGUCGUUAGAGAACCUCAAGGAAAGGCCCGAAGCGGUUUCACAGUCACUUUUAAUAGAACAUGCCUCACGACCCCGACCCUCCUCCGGCUAAAAGAUUCAAGCCGGGGUCUGUGUUUUUCCGCCUGGAUAAGAAUAAGCCUGGAAUGCUGCUGCCUAGAAAGGGAAAUGCUGCCACUCCGAUAGACGUCCAGAGGAAACAGCUUCCCAUCUAUCAAGCGAAGCCCCAGCUCCUGAACCAGCUGAGACAGCUUCACAGUGCUGUCCUCAUAGGUGAGACCGGCUCUGGGAAGACCACACAGAUCCCUCAGUAUCUGUACGAGGCUGGCAUCGGGCGACAGGGCGUGAUCGCCAUCACUCAGCCCCGAAGAGUUGCUGCCAUCUCACUGGCAGGAAGGGUGGCAGAGGAGAAGAGGACUCAGCUCGGGAAGCUGGUUGGUUACACGGUGCGUUUUGAGGAUGUCACCUCCUCUGAGACGAAGCUGAAGUUCAUGACGGAUGGUAUGCUCCUGCGCGAGGCCAUCGGAGACCCCUUGCUGCUGCGCUACACUGUUGUGGUCCUGGAUGAAGCUCACGAGCGCACCGUGCACACCGAUGUGCUCUUUGGCGUGGUUAAGACGGCUCAGCGCAGGCGCAAAGAGCUUAACAAGAUUCCCUUGAAGGUUGUAGUGAUGUCAGCCACGAUGGAUGUGGAUUUGUUCUCUGAGUACUUCAACAAGUCCCCUGUAUUGUACCUGGAGGGCAGGCAGCAUCCUAUUCAGAUCUACUACACCAAACAGCCCCAGUCAGACUACCUGCAGGCUGCUCUUGUCUCCAUCUUUCAGAUCCAUCAGGAGGCACCUCUGUCACAUGAUAUCUUAGUCUUCAUGACGGGCCAGGAGGAGAUUGAAGCACUGGCAAGGACGUGUCGGGACAUCGCCAAGCAUCUGCCUGACGGCUGUGGUCCCAUGGUAGUCAUCCCCCUAUAUGCAUCUCUGCCCCCAGCACAGCAGCUCAGGGUCUUCCUGCCAGCCCCAAAGGGCUGCAGGAAGGUAAUUCUCUCGACUAACAUCGCCGAGACAUCAGUUACAAUCUCUGGGAUCAAAUACGUCAUCGACACGGGGAUGGUGAAGGCCAAACGUUUCAAUCCGGACAGCGGUCUGGAGGUGUUGGCAGUGCAGCGGGUUUCCAAAGCACAGGCCUGGCAGCGAGCAGGCCGGGCUGGCAGGGAGGACUCCGGCUUCUGCUACCGUCUCUACACCGAGCAGGAAUUUGACAACCUCAUCCCUAUGACUGUGCCUGAGAUUCAGAGGUGCAACUUAGCAGGUGUGAUGCUGCAGCUAAUGGCUCUGGGGAUUCCUGAUGUGACUAAUUUUGAUUUCAUGUCCAAGCCUUCUCCAGAGGCCAUCCGUUCUGCUGUGGAUCAUUUGGAGCUGUUGGGUGCUGUGGAAAAGAAGGACGGGCAAGUUUUCCUCACCACUCUGGGAAAGAAGAUGGCAAGCUUCCCUCUGGAGCCCAGAUAUGCCAAGACUAUCCUGUUGUCCCCGGACUAUUCCUGCUCUGAGGAGGUUCUGAGCAUUGUGUCACUGCUGUCAGUGGACACUGUACUGUACAACCCUCCAGCGCGGCGGGAGGAGGUUCUCGCAGCACGCAAGAAGUUCACGUCCAGCGAAGGAGACCACAUGACACUUCUGAACAUUUACAGAGCGUUCAAGAAAGUCAGCGGUAAUAAGGAGUGGUGUCGGGAGAACUUUGUCAACAGCAGGAACAUGGGUCUAGUGAAAGAGGUGCAGGCGCAACUUAAAGAAAUCUGCCUUAAGCUGAAUCUGAAGCUGGAGUCGUGUGGAGCAGACACAGCGAACAUUCGCCGCUGCCUUGCCCAUGGGAUGUUUGUCAAUGCUGCAGAGCUGCAGCCUGAUGGCAGCUACUUGGCUCUAGACACCCACCAGUCCGUAGCCAUCCACCCCUCCUCCGUCCUUUUCCAGGCCAAGCCAGCAUACGUAGUCUUCAAUGAGCUGCUGCACACCUCCCGCUGCUACAUGAGAGACCUCUGUUUGGUAGAUGCCGACUGGCUGCUGGAUGCAGCACCAGAAUACUUUGGCCGCAAGCUCCACCUCAACAAGAGCUAACCAACAAAGAAGCAGGACGCCUGCCACAAAUCCCAGUGUAUUAUUUUCACGACACAACACUUAUUGCAAGUCAGUACAGAACAAUUUGUGUGUAAACUACUCUGGAUUUCACUACCUCCCAGAUGACAAGCAUUUGGCAUGUGUCACUGAAGCAGGAGUCUGCAUAUUGAGGACUCACAAGUUUGACUUCCUCUGGAAUGGUCAUUGAUAUUUAUAAGCUGUAAUUUCUUCUGCCUGACAGCAUUUCAUCUCAUCAUUUAGCCACACUGUUGGCCUAAAAAGGCAGUUUGUGUUGAGGUGUCUUGCUUAAGUUCUUUCAGCAUUUGCAUGCAUUUAUUCAGCACGGAUAACCUCAAAGGAGCACGGCACGGUACUCGACAGAGUUAAAAGGCUCAUUUCCCAACAUAUUGUUCUUCAUUGUUAUCAAACAGCAAUGAGAACACUACAGUAGGCUCAUUAGUCGCUGAUAACCAUGAUUCUAAAAUAUUAGCUUUUCGGAACCUACAAAAAUAAAGCAUUUUCAUUUCAUUUUGGCUUUAUAUGAAGUGGUCUUAAAGGGGUUUCUUUAUGCAAUGGAGGUAGAUUUGUCUCAAUUUAUGAGAAAAAAAAAGCUACUUUCAAUAGUUCCAUUAUUCACAAGGGUUCACCACAAUCUGUGAGCAAGAAAACAUGAAAAACAAGUGUUAAAAUGCAACAGUGAUGUGGUUUCACUUAGAUAAGUGAACUACAUGCAGCACUUUCCUUGUUAGCUUGUGCACGCUCUUUUUCACAUGUGCAGUUGUAUCACCAUUUCUUCCCCAAGUAACAUGCACGUCAGGAGAAGUAGCAUGCCUUACCAUGUUGUGUGUCGUGCAAAUCCCUACACACAGUCACCACACAUACAUGCUAACACCAAACGUAUGCAAUGCAUGGAGAUUCUAGUCACUGAUCUGAUCGCUCAGGUCCUUCACACUUUGUAGAAUGUAUUUCACACAUGUUGAGGAACAGGAUGGAGGAGCCUCAUGUCUUGUUUUGGUUUUUACACAUUGGACUCAGGAUUGUACAAUAUAUUCUGUAACCUGAAUAAAGUAUACAAGCAGUUUCUAA
Molecule: messenger RNA, 3273 nt
Organism: Archocentrus centrarchus (flier cichlid)
Lineage: Eukaryota; Metazoa; Chordata; Actinopteri; Cichliformes; Cichlidae
Gene: dhx33
Product: DEAH (Asp-Glu-Ala-His) box polypeptide 33
Exons: 12
Coding region: 142-2187 (681 amino acids)
Biological process (GO): positive regulation of transcription by RNA polymerase I
Cellular component (GO): nucleolus; intracellular anatomical structure
Molecular function (GO): double-stranded RNA binding; ATP binding; helicase activity
Source: RefSeq, a predicted model, not a curated record